UAAGGAAUCAAUCGACUUGGGGGACAUUUCUUAAGCUCCAGGAAGUUUGUUUUCCUCUUGUUCUGGUAUCAUUGUCAUUCAAAAUAAAAGACUGUGUGGGCACAGUUCAAGAUUUUUCAGUUGCAUUUUACCCCGCUUCAGGACCCUGCAGAGCUAGAAAACUCAGGAGCUCAAGAGAGAUUAUCUUGAGGACAAACACUCUAUUGUGCACAUCAUCAUACUGCAAAGCAAUCCGAGGAAUCCUAAGAAACUGGGUUACUUCAAUUAUUCGUUCCUAUAUCCUCCACAAUUCGCAGUUCUUGAAGCCUCUCAAUUAAAAUUACCCCGCAUUGCUUGGAAAACCACUCAAUAUGGCCUCGAACGGGGAAAAGGUCAAUACAUUGCCAGAUACAAGUCAUCUAGAAGGCGUAAACUAUCUCUUCGGUCAUCCAAUCGCACAUUCUCUCUCACCUCUUCUUCAUCAAACCGUCUACGACAAUCUUGGCCUGAAAUGGUCUCAAAUACCCCUCGACUCGACGGACAUUCCCAAUUUUCUCGGUCUAACCAAAGACCCAAAGUUCUACGGAGCCUCGGUCACAAUGCCUCAUAAGGUAGCCAUAAUACCUCAUCUUGAUGAGAUCACCCAGGAAGGCAAGGACAUUGGAGCUUGUAACACUAUUUUCUUCAAGGAGAAAGAUGGGAAACGGAUCAUGUGUGGUACAAAUACGGACUGCUUUGGGGUUCGAGAUGCUUUUCUCCAGAACCUUCCGGCCGGGACAGACCAAGAGCUCUAUCGAGGAAGACCAGGGCUUGUGAUAGGAGGUGGUGGAGCUUGUCGAUCAGCAGUUUAUGCCCUGCACAAGUGGCUCGGAGCAGGCCCGAUAUAUAUCGUCAAUCGAGACGUCUCGGAGGUCGAAGCAGUGCUAUCAGAUUGCAAAAAGGCAGGAUUCGGCGACUCGUUGAUGCAUGUGAAAAGUGCUGAGCAAGCUAAGACUUUGGCUGCUCCAGGGGCAAUUGUAGCAUGCAUACCGAACUUUCCUCCAAAGACAGCGGAGGAGAUCGAAGCUAGGAAAGUUAUUGAGAUAUUUUUGAAAAAGGAUGAGAAGGGCGCUAUCCUCGAGAUGUGUUAUCAUCCUACACCGUUCACGGAGAUUGCAGAGAUUAGCAAGAAAGAAGGAUGGCAAGUUAUUCUGGGAACAGAAGCGAUGAUCUACCAAGGUUUGGAACAAGAUAGGCAUUGGACUGGGAAAGGUCUUGCAGACCUCCCGAGCAAGCAAGUUCACCACGCGAUUGCACAGGCUUUGGCAGCUCACCAGAAAUGAACGAACGCAUUGAGAUAGAAUCGGUGUAAUUUGGAAGCAAAUAUAGAUUGUAUAUCAACAAACUUUUGG
This is a messenger RNA of Mollisia scopiformis, 1370 nucleotides long. RefSeq lists its product as uncharacterized. Gene Ontology annotation, molecular function: shikimate 3-dehydrogenase (NADP+) activity. Gene Ontology annotation, biological process: shikimate metabolic process; chorismate biosynthetic process. The transcript has a single exon. The coding region runs from base 351 to 1301 and encodes 316 amino acids. NCBI's taxonomy places the organism in Eukaryota, Fungi, Ascomycota, Leotiomycetes, Helotiales, Mollisiaceae. The record is from RefSeq and is a predicted model, not a curated record.